This is a messenger RNA of Vigna angularis (adzuki bean), 619 nucleotides long. Its product is annotated as GATA transcription factor 25-like. The transcript has 4 exons. Gene Ontology annotation, biological process: regulation of DNA-templated transcription. NCBI's taxonomy places the organism in Eukaryota, Viridiplantae, Streptophyta, Magnoliopsida, Fabales, Fabaceae. The coding region runs from base 11 to 589 and encodes 192 amino acids. Gene Ontology annotation, molecular function: zinc ion binding; sequence-specific DNA binding; protein binding. The record is from RefSeq and is a predicted model, not a curated record.
GUGCAUAAACAUGGGUGAUGAGAGUGUUGCUGCUUCGCCUCAUUUUGGUUUGAUAUCUGAAGAGGACCAUCUCUGGUUCAGUUUCCUUGAACUAGAAGCCGCUUAUACUCAUAGUGUUCUGGACGAUCCUUCUAUAUCACAGUGUGUGGAGACACCGCCUCAAAUCCAAAAUCAAAACCAUGUGGUCGCAGCAGAAAUGGGAUGCGAAGGUGAAUACGGUAGUGAAGCGCACCGAGCAGCCUCGCUGAGUAGGUUCCGUCAAAAGAGAAAACGACGAUGUUUUGCUAAUAAAAUAAGAUACAAGACACGCCAAGAAGCUACUCUCAGGGUACAUCGUAGUAAGAGCCAGUUUAUUUUAUCCAAAAUCCAUGAGUCAGAGCAAGAUGUCUUUCACUCGGAGAUAUUGUCAGUUUUCUGCCCUUCAUCCUGUUUUCAAUUUCUGCUGUUUUUAGUUUCAUUUGAAUUCUUAUUAUUGAUACUUUCCCCAGCUUCAAAAAUUCCAUUGCCAUUUAUUUAUCAAAUGUCUUUUAAAAAAGAACAAUGUUUGGUAAACUGGCCAAAUACCUCCCAAAAGUUUCCAUUUAUCUAAAAUUUAUUGUUUUUGUUUUUAUUUUAACAA